AUGAUAAUGGAUAAUAUCGAUGAAUUUAUAGAAAAUCAAAAAAAUUUUUGUCAUCAAUUAAUGGAAGACCAUGUGAAAGUAAAUUUAACGAACCAUUGCCCGCCGUUUUUUGACGGCCUUCUUUGCUGGCCACCGUCUAACUCAAAUCAAACGAUAAAUCUUCCGUGUCCACCACUCUAUGUACUCGGCUAUGAAAAUCCUCAUGGCAAUGCUGUUGCUACAAAAUACUGUAAUAUUUAUGGCGAGUGGUACAGAAACAAUGAAGGAACAUGGUUACCAAUUAUCAAGACUAUUUCAAUAAUUGGCUACGCAUCAUCAUUCCUAACGUUAAUAGCUGCCAUGACAAUAUUCUUAUUCAUAAGAAAACUGCAAAAUUCACGUAAUCGGCUUCAUAUGAAUUUAUUUUCAUCCUUUAUAAUGAGAGCAUCGAUGGCACUUUUGAAAGAUUGGCUCUUUGUAGACGGAGUUGGGCUUUCAUGGAAUGUCGUUUCAAUAGAUGGUAAAAGUGCAUACAUCAAGGAGAAAAAUAUUUGGGUUUGCAAAGUUAUUACAAGUUUGUGGCAGUACUCAAUUGUCGCCAAUUAUUCGUGGAUAUUUAUUGAGGGCUUGUAUCUUCACAACCUUAUUUUUUUUUCAUUUACUGAUACUUCAGCUAUAACGUGCUACACAGUGUUUGGAUGGAGUGUACCAUUAGCUGUAGUAAUUAUCUGGAUAAUCUUACGUAUUAUCAAAGAAGACACACUGUGUUGGACCACACACAAUAAUCAAUCAUUCUUUCUUAUUAUACGUAUUCCAAUUAUUAUUUCUAUAAUGUUAAACUUUGUUCUUUUUAUAAAUAUUGUACGAGUAUUGCUAAUAAAAAUGAAAACGUCGGUGUACUUGCAGCGGAAAAAAAUGCAAUAUGGAAAAUGGGCAAAAUCAACUUUAGUUCUCAUACCGUUAUUCGGUGCACACUACGCUAUUUUUUUAGGUCUUUCUUAUCAUAGAGACUAUCAACUCGAACUUAUUUGGCUUUUCUGGGACCAGUUUUUUGCUUCAUUCCAAGGAUCAGUUGUAGCUCUGCUUUAUUGUUUUCUCAACGGAGAAGUGAGAGCGGAAUUAAAACGAACGUGGAGAAUACGUAGAUCUCGACGUGGGGUCGAUUCACUAAGUUUCUCUAAUCGAAAUUUAAUUAAGUCGCCAGAACUUCGUAACCAACAUCGA
Cotesia congregata is the source of this 1203-nucleotide messenger RNA. The record is from the annotation of a GenBank genome assembly. Lineage: Eukaryota; Metazoa; Arthropoda; Insecta; Hymenoptera; Braconidae.